Molecule: messenger RNA, 1287 nt
Organism: Olea europaea var. sylvestris
Lineage: Eukaryota; Viridiplantae; Streptophyta; Magnoliopsida; Lamiales; Oleaceae
Product: histone-lysine N-methyltransferase ATXR6-like
Exons: 6
Coding region: 40-1101 (353 amino acids)
Molecular function (GO): protein binding
Source: RefSeq, a predicted model, not a curated record
ACUCACUGUUUGAUUCACGAUCCCCAUUUCCCAUUAACAAUGGUCUCGACAAUGGCCUUAAGGAAAAGAACCCUAGCUCCGAAGCCGUUCUCUGAGGAACCCAAAACCAGAAAGAGCUCCAGAUCAGAGGAAGAUUACAGUGAUGUGUGCUGUGAGAAUUGCGGUUCGGGUGACCGGGCUUCGGAGCUUCUGCUUUGCGAUAAAUGUGACCUGGGAUUUCACCUUUAUUGCCUAAGACCCGUUCUUGUUGCCGUUCCCAAAGGCUCCUGGUUUUGCCCCUCUUGUUCCAAGGACCUCAAGCCCACGGGCUUCCCUCUUGUACAAACCAAAAUCGUUGAUUUUUUCCGCAUUCAGAGGUCUUCACCAUCUGAAGAAAAGCUCAGCCCAGAUAGCCGAAAGAGACGAAGGCGAAAUUCUGGCUUGGUGAUGGCAAAAAAGCGUAGGAAGUUAUUGCCAUUCAAUCCUAGUGAGGAUUAUAUUAGAAGGUUGGAACAAAUGGCAACACUGGCUACGGCAUUAACAGCAACUGAGACACUGUUUGUUAAUGAGCUCACUUAUGUCCCUGGCAUGGCCCCGAGGUCAGCUAAUUGCUCUUCGCUUGAGAGAGAAGGAAUGCAGGUUUUAUCAAAAGAAGAUGCAGAAACCUUGAGUCAGUGCAAGAAUAUGAUGGAACGAGGGGAAUGGCCACCGCUGAUGGUUGUGUUUGAUCCCCUCGAAGGUUGUAACAGAUUCACCGUGGAGGCAGAUAAAUUUAUAAGAGAUUUAACGAUAAUUACAGAAUACGUUGGAGAUGUUGAUUACCUGAAGAAUCGUGAAAACGAUGAUGGAGACAGCAUGAUGACUCUUCUCUCUGCUUCUGAUCCUUCAAAAAGUCUAGUCAUCUGCCCAGACAAACGCAGUAAUAUUGCUCGAUUUAUUAAUGGCAUCAACAAUCAUACACUGGAUGGGAAGAAGAAGCAGAACGUAAAAUGUGUGAGAUUUGAUGUCAAUGGCGAGGGUCGGGUGCUGUUGAUUGCAAGCAGAGACAUUCGAAAGGGGGAAAGAUUGUAUUAUGACUACAAUGGUUAUGAGAACGAAUACCCAACCGAGCAUUUCGUCUGACCAAAAGUUGAAUUCACAAAACAUUUUGAGACUUUCUAGCUCUGCAUUCUCCUGUCUCGUGCAUAUUCUAUUUUUGACCACACCAUCUAAUUUAGCAGAGAAACCGAAAGUCUCUUGUACCAGACAGCCUCUGAUUUAUUAAUUCAAAUUCCUAUGUUUUUAAAAUCAUUUGCAUAUUUCUACUAA